AUGUUUUGGAACCAUGGAAAAUACAUGAUCCGGUACUUCAGGAAUCCAAAGUAUUUAAUAAACAACAUAGAAAAAGGUAUUCUAGGUGAAGAUAACGGUGUUCCAAAUAAAGACAAAAACCUUAUUCGGACAGAAGCUGAGACGAAUUUUGAGGGAAUUGAGAGCAAGUUUUCCUUACGGACAUCUACAGAGCCUGAUGAGGAUGUCUGCUACCUGAUUCCUGGGCAGGUGGAUAGCCUGGCACGGUGCAACUUCAACCAUACCAGUAAAACCUUUGUGGUGAUCCAUGGGUGGACGGUGACAGGAAUGUAUGAAAGUUGGGUCCCAAAGCUGGUGGAUGCUCUCUACAAGAGGGAACCUGAUUCAAACGUCAUCGUGGUGGACUGGCUAGUUCGAGCUCAGCAGCACUACCCAGUCUCUGCUGCAUACACUAAGCUGGUGGGAAAGGAUGUUGCUACGUUUAUUGACUGGAUGGAGGAGCAAUUCAAUUAUCCUCUCAACAAUGUCCACUUGCUGGGGUACAGUCUAGGUGCUCAUGCUGCUGGGAUUGCUGGAAGCCUGACCAAGAAGAAGGUGAACAGAAUUACUGGACUGGAUCCAGCUGGUCCUACCUUUGAGUAUGCUGAUGCCCUCACCCGCCUUUCCCCCGAUGAUGCUGACUUUGUGGAUGUCCUGCACACCUACACUCGAGGCUCCCCAGACCGCAGCAUUGGGAUCCAGAAGCCUGUUGGACACAUAGAUAUUUAUCCUAAUGGUGGAGGUUUCCAGCCAGGUUGCAACCUGGGAGAAGCACUUCGUCUGAUCGCUGAAAAAGGCUUUGCAGAUGUGGAUCAGCUGGUGAAAUGCUCCCAUGAACGGUCCAUCCACCUUUUCAUUGACUCCCUCCUCUAUGAAGAAAAGCCCAGCAUGGCUUACCGCUGCAACACGAAGGAGGCCUUUGAGAAGGGUCUCUGCCUGAGCUGCCGCAAGAACCGCUGCAACAAUUUGGGUUACAAGGUCAACAGAGUGAGAACGAAGAGAAACACUAAAAUGUACUUGAAGACUCGUGCUCAGAUGCCCUAUAAAGUCUUCCAUUACCAGGUCAAGAUCCAUUUCUUUGGAAAGACUAAUACAACCAAGACAAACCAGCCUUUCCUGAUCUCUCUCUAUGGCACUCUAGAUCAGAGUGAGAACAUUGCUUUCACGCUGCCUGAAGUCUCCUCAAACAAGACCUUCUCCUUCCUGAUUUACACAGAAGUGGACAUUGGUGACCUACUUAUGCUGAAGCUGCAAUGGGAGAAAGACACCUUCUUCAGCUGGUCAGACUGGUGGACUCCUUUUACAUUUGACAUCCAGAGAGUCAGAGUGAAAUCAGGAGAAACUCAGAAAAAGGUGGUGUUCUGUGCACGAGAUGGCACCUCACGUCUCAGUAAAGGAGAAGAGGCUGCAAUAUUUGUGAAAUGCUUGGAGCAGCCUGUCAACAGAAAGAGAGGAAGUGCCAAGAAAACCUCUAAAGAAAAUUCUGCUCAUGAAUCUGCUUAAGUGACAAGAAUGAAGAUUUUUUCCAAACUGGGGAGGAGGAGAGUCUGUUCAUCCCCAUGGACUGGAUGUUCAGAACCAAAUAUAUAGAAAUAUUUAUCAGCUCCUGGCUUUUUUGCCUGCUAUUCCUAGCUAUCAUAGAAGACUUCUUCUCAGGAAGUCUCAGCAUAAAAAGUUACUAACCAUAAAUAUACAUUAUCCAAAUAGUUAAAACCAAAAAGAAACCUGCAAAACAACUUGCCAAAGGCUUGAGUGCUGGGAAGGAAUAAGUAAUUUUGCUUAAUCAUGGUGCGUUGUGAACAAGGUUACUUGACAUCAAAUCCUCUAUAGCAAUUUUCUAGUAUUUAUUGAAAAGAAACAAAGCC
This is a messenger RNA of Merops nubicus (carmine bee-eater), 1883 nucleotides long. RefSeq names its product lipoprotein lipase (gene LPL). Gene Ontology annotation, molecular function: lipoprotein lipase activity; apolipoprotein binding. Gene Ontology annotation, biological process: lipid metabolic process. The transcript is spliced from 10 exons. Bases 1 to 1521 code for a protein of 506 amino acids. Lineage: Eukaryota; Metazoa; Chordata; Aves; Coraciiformes; Meropidae. The record is from RefSeq and is a predicted model, not a curated record.